AUGCAGAAUAAGCCUUUAGAGAGUAAGGAUGACCUUCUGCCCACAUCCAUCGCAUACAUUAAGGAGAAUGCAGAUGCUCUAGAGGAGUCGUGCAGAGACGAGAUCUCAUCAGUCUUAGUCUCUCUAACGUUCUCUUAUGUACCCGAUGACGGCAGCCCCUAUAUCAAACGAAGUGGAAGCCCCGAGGACAUUUACCUUUCUCGUCCAUUUAGAGCGGGUAUGAACUACAGCUUGGUGCAAUGCGUUGCUCUCAACAGUUUGAUGUCCAUUUACUGGUUCAAAGUUCAUUGCACGAGAUGUUACAGGCUCAUCCAAGUGGCAGUGAUGUCCUUCACUGCGCUCGAUCAGAAGAUAUCAUUCAUGGUCUACGUGGUAUACAUGGGUGAGCGGCCUGCGGCCGAGUUCUCUGCAUCACAGGUGCACACUAGCAUGCUCGAGGAGAUCAUUGGAAGUCGAGCGCCGGAUUCAUUGCUGCACAGCUACAAGAGGAGUUUCAACGGCUUCGCUGCGAAGCUGACUGAAGAUGAGGUGCAGAGACUAGCCGGGAUGGAAGGAGUAGUGUCUGUUUUCCCAAAUGAGAAGAAGCAGCUUCAGACAUCAAGAUCAUGGGACUUCGUGGGCCUUCCGCAGAACGCCCAAAGAAGGCCAAUUGAGCGUGACUUAAUCAUCGAAAUAUUGGACACAGGAAUUUGGCCCGAAUCGGAGAGUUUCAGCAAUGAAGGCUUUGGCCCUCCAACAAGCAAAUGGAAAGGAAGCUGUCAAACAUCGUCCAACUUCACUUGCAAUGACAAAAUAAUUGGAGGCCGAUUUUAUUGGAGCACAGGCCAAGUACCUCAAAACGACACCGCCUCACCGAGAGAUACAGAAGGUCACGGGUCCCACACUGCAUCGAUAGCUGCCGGAAACCAGGUGACUGGAGCAAGCCUCUUUGGCCUUGCUCAGGGGACAGCUCGAGGAGGGGUUCCCUCUGCACGCAUCGCCGUGUACAAGAUCUGCUGGUCAGAUGGAUGCUCCGAUGCAGACAUUCUUGCAGCAUUCGAUGACGCGAUUGCAGAUGGUGUUGAUAUAAUAUCAUUGUCUGUCGCUGGACCCAUAGCGAAUAAUUACUUCGAGGAUUCGAUUGCUAUUGGAGCUUUCCACUCGAUGAAGAAUGGCAUACUCACUUCAAAUGCUGCCAGUAACACUGGUCCUGAACCUGCAACCAUCUCAAACUUUUCGCCAUGGUCUUUGUCAGUCGCAGCUAGCACGAUAGACGGGAAGUUCAUUACGAAAGUUAAACUAGGAAAUGGUCAGACUUACCAGGGAGUCUCCAUCAACACCUUUGACCUCAAGGAGCAAAUGUAUCCUUUGAUAUACGGAGGAGAUGCGCCUAAUCGCAAAAUGAAUUUCAAGGAAGCCAAUUCUAGGCUCUGCAAGGAGAACUCAUUGGACAGCACCUUAGUAAAAGGGAAAAUUGUUCUGUGCGAUUCGUUAAUCGAUGGGGAGAACCCACUAGCUGCCGGAGCAUUGGGCGCUAUACUGCAAGAUAAUGGCUUUAAGGAUUUCACCUUUGCUUUCCCCUUACCUACCUCAUACUUGAACUCGAGGGAUGGCCAAGGCGUUUUCAACUACCUCAACUCAACAAGAAACCCGACCGCGACUAUCCUUAAGAGCGAAGCAACCAAAAAUGAUGACGCCCCAGUCUCCAGGGGACCUAACCCCAUCACGAGCGACAUUCUUGCACCUGAUCUGACAGCUCCUGGAGUUGACAUUUUGGCAGCAUGGUCCUUUGCUUCCACAGUGACCAGAAAAGAUGGAGACAAUAGGCACGUCAGUUACAACAUUAUUUCCGGCACAUCUAUGUCCUGUCCACAUGCAACAGGAGCAGCCGCAUAUGUUAAAUCAUUUUGGCCAACAUGGUCUCCGGCAGCUAUUAAAUCGGCUCUUAUGACAACCACCUCUCCCAUGAGUGGCCUGAAAAAUCUCGAUGCCGAGUUUGCCUAUGGCUCUGGCCAGAUCGACCCACUGAAAGCUAUAAAUCCAGGUUUGGUGUAUGAUGCUGGCGAGGUCGACUAUGUCAAGUUCCUGUGUGGACAGGGUAUCAACACCAAGCAUCUCAGACUCAUCACUGGUGAUAACUUGGCUUGUUCAGAUGUUAUCAAUGGAACAGUGUGGGACCUAAAUCAUCCAUCAUUCACUUUGUCAACCACUCAAGCCACAACUCAGAUCACACGCAUCUUCCACAGGACGGUCACAAACGUAGGCUCUCCGGUCUCUACCUAUAGGGCCAUCGUGAAUGUUCCAGCAGGACUUAAAGUUGAUGUGGAACCGACAGUUCUUUCAUUUAAGUCUCUGGAGAAGAUUUCUUUCACGGUGAUGGUCAAAGCGACAGCGGACCUGAAUAUUCUGUCCGGAAGUUUAAUAUGGUCCGAUGGGGUUCAUUCGGUAAGGAGCCCUAUAGUAGCCUACAUCCUCUCUGAUCAGUAGCUUCACUCUGCAUGCUUCAUCAUAUCUUUUUCAUUUAUCGAAGAAUGAAGAUGAAUAAA
Molecule: messenger RNA, 2525 nt
Organism: Punica granatum (pomegranate)
Lineage: Eukaryota; Viridiplantae; Streptophyta; Magnoliopsida; Myrtales; Lythraceae
Source: RefSeq, a predicted model, not a curated record